Molecule: messenger RNA, 1452 nt
Organism: Trametes versicolor FP-101664 SS1
Lineage: Eukaryota; Fungi; Basidiomycota; Agaricomycetes; Polyporales; Polyporaceae
Exons: 9
Coding region: 1-1452 (483 amino acids)
Molecular function (GO): RNA binding
Source: RefSeq, a predicted model, not a curated record
AUGUCCCUGAACGAGUUCCUGGGCGACAGCGCCCUGGGAUCGUGGGCGGACGAAAUGGACUCCCUCCCUACCGCCCCUGCGGCGCGGGAGGACGGUGAUCGUUUUGGAGGCGGAGGUCGGCGCGAUGACUUCCUAUCCUCUCGUCCGGAUCGCGGACCACCCCGGGAGGACCUGCCACUCCCGACCGCACCCCCGUACACCGCCUUCGUCGGCAACUUGACUUUCGAUAUUACCGAGACUGAGCUGGAGGAGUUCUUUGGCGGCGGCACCAAGUCUGUGAAAAUCAUCAAGGACAGAGAUGAGAAGCCGAAGGGCUUCGGAUACGUCGAAUUCGCCGACCUCGAUGCACUCAAGGACGCUCUUGCUAAGACUGGAUCGCCUCUUGCCGGACGCGGCGUCCGAGUGAGCGUUGCUGAGCCUCCGAAAGAGCGUUCGGGCUUCGGUGGAGGAGGCUUUGGCGACGAUGACCCCAAGUUCGCCAACCCCUGGAGGAGGGACGGCCCCCUCCCGGAUCUUCCCAACAGUGACAGCUCACGCCGCCGCUUUGACGCUCCUCGCGAGGGCCGGGAGCCUCCCGCUGCGCCCGUCUCGGACGGCAUUUCUGACUGGCGGUCAUCCCGCGCCCCGCCCCGUGGUCCCCCUCCCCCAGAAAACGAGUUCAGGAGGGCAGGCCCCCCUCGCGAGCCCCGCGAACCAGCAGUCGUCGGCCCUGCCGAUACCGAGGAGACCUGGCACAUCGGCAGCAAGUUCAAGCCCACCGGACCUCCCUCUGGAGAUGGUGAGCGGCCGGGCAGCCGCUUCGGCAGCUUGCGCUCCCGUGGAGAGAUGGGUCCACCCAGAGACGCCCCCGCUGGCGCCCCCGCCGUCGUCGAGGAAAGUGACUGGCGGCGGCCGCGCACGAUCUCGCGCAAUAGCACGUCCCCAAGCAAUUCGACGCCGCCCACUCCUCAGAUGGGCCGGCGUAAGCUCGAGCUCUUGCCCCGGUCAUCCUCCUCUACCUCCGCGACGCCCUCCCCUCUGGCCUCUCCCAACCCUUCACACACCUCCGCACGCUCUAACCCCUUCGGUGCUGCCAAGCCAGUAGAUGUCACGGCACGGGAGGCAGAGGUCCAACAAAAGAUCGAGAAGGAGCGCGAAGAGGUACGCGAGAAGGUCGCACACAACGCACAUUCGAUGUCCCGCAACUCCUCGCGGACAGGCACACAGCGCCCCACCCCUCCCGCCACCACCGUCCACAGCCCGACCUCGGUUCACAGCCCGACAACGCCCCACCACGAACCGAGCAAGCUCCCGCCUGCGAACGUGCGCCCAGCAUUCAGCUUUGCCAGCGCGGCCGCGGGCAAGAAGGAGGCCGAGGCCGCGGCGGCAGCGGCCGCUGCUGCCGGCAAGGACGACGUGUCGACGAUCACCGAAAAGAUCGACGAGGUCGAGCUGGAGUCGUCCGAGCAGUGA